Phaedon cochleariae (mustard beetle) is the source of this 1667-nucleotide messenger RNA. Lineage: Eukaryota; Metazoa; Arthropoda; Insecta; Coleoptera; Chrysomelidae. The record is from the annotation of a GenBank genome assembly.
UUGAACAUCAAGACAACCAUCGGUUUCAUUCAUGGAUUCAAGGACCAAGCGAAAAAAGUGACAACCUUCUACAACUAUUCAACCACAAUGCUCCAUUGACUACCUCAUAUCAAACACAAACAUCCCAAAAUGCUGAGCAAAGGACCACCAAUGAAACCAUCCAGCUGAAAAAUCAAUGUACGCCAUGGAGGAAAAUUUCACCAUCACCAACAACCUCACCACCAUGUGGCCGAUAGCCGACAACUCCUCAGAAACUCCACCGGUUCCCAGCUACAUCAACAUAACCAUGGAAGUGCCCAUCGCUUAUGCGGUACCCUUGUACGGCUACAUAAUGCCCUUUUUGCUGGUAGUGACCAUGGUGGCCAACACUCUGAUAGUCGUGGUGCUCAGCAAGAGGCACAUGAGGACACCUACGAAUGUGGUUCUCAUGGCCAUGGCCAUCUGCGAUAUGUUCACGCUGUUGGUACCGGCGCCUUGGUUCAUCUACAUGUACACCUUUGGGAACCACUACAAGCCGCUGUGGCCGAUCAGCGUGUGCUAUUCUUGGGAUAUGAUGCAAGAGAUCAUUCCCAACAUGUUCCACACGUCGAGCAUCUGGCUGACCUUGGCCUUGGCCGUCCAGCGGUACAUCUACGUGUGCCAUGCACCGCUCGCCAGGAAAUUCUGCACCCUGCCCAACGUGUACAAGUGUCUGGGCAACAUACUCUUUUUCGCGUUCCUGCACCAGGGAUUCCGGUUUUUCGACACCGAAUACCGAACGGUCUACGUCUCCUGGCACAACACAACAGUCCCAGUGUGUACCAAGUCUGUGGCCUUUUGGGUUAAGGAGUACAUCACCGAAGAUGGUUAUUACCUCACCUAUUAUUUGUUCAGGGUACUAUUCGUCCAUUUCUUCCCAUGCCUAGCUCUAGUCGUCUUGAACCUGCUCUUGUUCCGAGCCCUGAAACAAGCCCAGAAACGUCGGGAUAUUCUCCUAUCUUCCAAAAAGAGCCAAAAGACAGAAUGCAAGAAGCUGAGAGACUCGAAUUGCACGACGCUCAUGCUCAUUGUAGUCGUCACGGUGUUUCUCAUAGUAGAAAUACCGCUUGUGGUCGUCACUAGUUUACAUAUAAUCUCCAGCACUUGCUUCGAGUUCCUCAAUUACGACGUGGCGAACUUGUUGAUCCUCUUCACCAAUUUUUUCAUCAUUUUGAGUUAUCCUAUUAACUUCGCCAUUUACUGCGGUAUGUCCAGACAGUUCAGGGAAACCUUCAAAGAUCUCUUUAUCAAAGCUGGGACUAACGCUAGAAACGGUUCAUCCAGAUACUCCAUAGUGAAUGGGCCUAGAACUUGUACCAACGAAACGGUUUUAUGAAUCAGCAACGGAAACUCAAAUGAAUAAAUAUGACGCUUAAAAAAAGGACUUGAAUGUUAUUUUGUAUACUGUAGGUAUAAUUUCAUUUAUUUGUACAGGGUGUUUCGUUAGGAGUUCCAAAUGAACCCAUAUUUCAUGGUCUAUAUCGCUUUUUGUAAAUAUUAUACAGGGUUUGUCACUUAAAACUCCGCACGCCAUUAUCUCGAAAACGAAUAGAAAUAUUUGAUUUCUGUACAAUGUAGUCAAUGGAUGGGGUCAAGUAGAUUUUUUUCAGAGUUAAAAAAAAUACGCCUACUAAGAGCUGAGCGUCGCG